Messenger RNA from Hibiscus syriacus, 432 nucleotides. RefSeq lists its product as uncharacterized. The coding region runs from base 1 to 432 and encodes 143 amino acids. The transcript has a single exon. NCBI's taxonomy places the organism in Eukaryota, Viridiplantae, Streptophyta, Magnoliopsida, Malvales, Malvaceae. The record is from RefSeq and is a predicted model, not a curated record.
AUGGCAAACAUAGCUGAGGAUGAGAUCUCGAGUGUAAAUGUUGAAAGUAAUAAACAUAAUGCACUUGAUGUCCAACAUAAUGAUAGUAAUGUUCAACAAGCUAAUGAAGACUUAGGUGUUCAUGAUAGUAUGGAUUCAGAAGCAGGAAAUGAUGUUGCGACUAUAAUAAAUCGUCACCCCAUGCUCACGAGAAGCAAGUGUGGUGUUUUCAAGCCCAAAGUGUAUUCUGUCACCUAUGACACGAUGGAGCAUGUCAAUGUGCAUAAGGCUCUGCAGUCACCACAUUUGAAAAAUGUUAUACUUGCUAAGCUUGAAGCAUUGCAGGCGAAUGGUACAUGGUCACUUGUCUCGCUGCCUAAAGGAAGGCCAGUAGUGGGUUGCAAGUGGUUAUUCAAAGUGAAAAAGAAUCCAGAUGGAUCCAUUAGUCGAUAA